AUAUUCAUCUUUGGUGGAAGGUUGAUAUUUGGUCCUGAUGCUAGGUCACUGUUUGUCACUGUUUCACUCAUCGUUGUUCCUGUUGUUAUCUUCUGCAUAUUUGUUGCGAGACAUCUGCUCCACAGGUUUCAUCCUCACAGUGCAGGAUAUGCAGUCUUGGUGGUUGCAAUAGCCUUUACAAUCUACGUUCUGUUACUGCUACUGGUGACUUCAGCUCGAGAUCCGGGUAUUGUACCACGUGCUUCACAUCCUCCAGAAGAAGAAUUCUCUUAUGAUACUUCUGAGAUUGGUGGGAGGCAUACACCCAGUCUCCAAUUUCCCCGCAUUAAAGAAGUAAUGGUUCAUGGAAUUCCCGUGAAAGUAAAAUAUUGCGAGACCUGUAUGGUCUAUCGUCCUCCCCGUUGUUCUCACUGCUCCAUAUGCAAUAAUUGUGUGGAACGCUUUGAUCACCACUGCCCCUGGGUGGGACAAUGCAUCGGACAGCGCAAUUACCGAUACUUUUUCCUUUUUGUUUCUUCGUCAACUCUUCUCUGCAUCUAUGUGUUUGCAAUGUGUGCACUGUACAUCAAGUUCCUGAUGGAUGAGGAUCAUACUACAGUAUGGAAAGCAAUCAAAAAGUCUCCUGCAUCUGUGAUACUGAUGAUCUAUUGCUUCAUUUCCCUAUGGUUUGUUGGUGGUCUCACUGGAUUUCAUUUAUACCUCAUUGGUACUAACCAGACAACCUAUGAGAAUUUCCGAUACAGAGCAGACAGCAGGUCCAAUGUCUAUAACCGGGGUUGUCUGAAUAACUUCUUAGAAGUAUUCUGCACAAAGAUAAAACCAUCUAGAAACAAAUUUCGAGCCUAUGUACGGGAGGAAGUUGCAAGACCUCCCACAAUCAGCCGUGCUAGGGAGGUAGAAGAUGAACCAGCUGGUGGCCCACGUGCAAAAGUUGAAGAUGAUCUUGAGUUAGGUGGGGAUCUAUUGAAGAUCUCCCAGCGGCGUAAUUAUGAAGAGGUAGAUGAGGAGAUGGGUGGCAGAAACAGCAAUGGGAUCCACAGUGUUCUGUCAGAAUCUGAACUCGUGAUAGAUCCGGACACACAAGUUCCAGUUAUUAGAAGCGAGGUGAGGGACUCGAGCUUGGGUAGGACAAGCAGGAACUGGGACAUCUUACCAGAGGUUCUGGCAACCAGUUCUUCAGCCACUGAAGGCGGAUUGCCAUUACAAAAGGAUGCACGGUAGUCAAUCAUACACCUAUUUAUACUGUGAAAACCUGGGAUACUACCAGAUGCUCAUAUCCUUUAAAAGGAGGAAAAAGAAAAAAAAAUGAAGGGAAAGAAAGAUAAGGCAGGAGGGCUUCUGCACUUUGACCGGUCUUUCAGGUGUAACAAGCUUCAUUUGUUCUUGCAGUAGGGCAUGUAUGUGUUGAUGUUUAGUUCAGUUGAAGAAGUGAAAGAAUUUGAAAACCCUAGCUGGCUUUUUUUUUUCAUUUUGCUGUUUAUGUUAUACUUGGAUCUGUGGAUUUUCUGAAUUGUGGCAUAUUCUUUCUGUAAAGCACUGUCGUAGGAUGUCCGAUGUUAUCCAUAUUUUUUACCUCCUUUCUCCAAAAUUAAAGUAUAGGUGGUCUAUGGAUACCAAGAAAUUCCAUUUGUUGGUUUCUUCUUACCCUUUGACAGUGUCCUUUGCUUCAAGGAUGCAGGAUAUCUCAAAUUUGCAAGUUGCUGGUCUGUGUUGUAGAGGCCAGUUUCAUUUGUCUGAGAUAAAUGACAGAUCGCGUUGCAUCCAUGACGCUAUAAUUUUGCUUGCA
Molecule: messenger RNA, 1786 nt
Organism: Elaeis guineensis (African oil palm)
Lineage: Eukaryota; Viridiplantae; Streptophyta; Magnoliopsida; Arecales; Arecaceae
Source: RefSeq, a predicted model, not a curated record